AUGUUCCGUUGUAGAACAACUUUCUGUCAUUUACACGCCCGUGCUCAAUUCUUAUCUACAGCACCCAAGCCGUCAAAAGCCCAAGAUAAGAUCACUUCCGAGCCUAAACAAGAGCAAAACAAGCACUCUCCCACGAAUCCUCUUUCAAACGAAGACAACAAACGCCACCCAGUCCCACACAAGACCAAAACCGUCACCGAGGCGGACGCUGAGCUGCGCGAGCGAUUGGAACAAAUGUCUGGGGAAGGAGGGGCUUCUGGGAUUGAAUACGAAGAUGGAAAGGCCAACGCCAUGAAGCGCGGUGUGCGAAACAAUAUGUUCCGGUUGAUUUGA
This is a messenger RNA of Penicillium canescens, 333 nucleotides long. RefSeq lists its product as uncharacterized. Lineage: Eukaryota; Fungi; Ascomycota; Eurotiomycetes; Eurotiales; Aspergillaceae. The transcript has 2 exons. The record is from RefSeq and is a predicted model, not a curated record. The coding region runs from base 1 to 333 and encodes 110 amino acids.